AUGGCAGAACUCCACGAAGCGCUCACCCACCUAGGUCCCGUGGACUGGGACGACGUGCCCAAAGACAAUCUUCCACAGUAUCUUGAAGAAUGCUUCUCUGCCGGCGAGCUGAUAUGCAAUUCGGUCCCGCAAUUGCCCAAUGGCACCCCGUUCAGCGACUCGAAGCCGCAUCUGCACAUCCCGAAUGUGGCCAAGUCACACAAGGAGAUCCAUCCGUCGACCGUACGGUCACAGCCACCGCAUAAAGAGCAUGAGAGUUUGCAGAAGAAUUGGGGCAAGGCCAUGAAGUUCAACAAGAGGGACAAUCCGCUCGAUAUCCAUGUCUACAAGAUGGCGGGGCACGAUAGGCAUGGGGCUUGGUUUGCGAGGAGAAGCGUGCAUGAAGGACUCGGUUUUGAUAAGUUCAAGCGGGCGAUGCUGCGCGAGUUCUCGGAGACUAUGACUGUCAGUGGAGGCCCUGGUGCCGGUGCUGUUCGUGGUCUUACCGCCGAUCGACGACUGGAAAGGAUAGACGUGAAGGGUGUUGGAAAGUUGGAAGUCUACCAACUCAGUGCACAGUUCCCAGGGCCGGUAACACCGAGAGACUUCCUGAUCAUGACAAUGGGCAGCGAUUCCGUCUUGACAGAGAAGAGUGCGGCAGAGCUCGAAGGUGGGAAGAAGCAUGUACCGCGACACUGGAUGCUCGUUUCGAAACCUGUCACGCAUCCGGACGCUCCUGUUCGAUCUGGUUAUGUUCGAGGACAUUACGAGUCUGUGGAAUUGAUUCGAGAGAUUCCCUUAUCUACGGCCAAAUCCAAGUCGACGUCGAAUUUGCUGUCAAAGACUGCCGAGGAGCAUCAUACUCGGGAGCGAGGUCAUACAGUUGGUUUCGCGGAGUCACGAGGAAUAGACGCCAAGGGUGAGCACGUGGAUGUACCUUCGCAUGGAGGACAAGGAUCAGAUGAAGUGCCUGACGACCCGGAGCUCAACCCUGUCGAAUGGAUAAUGAUCACUCGCUCAGAUCCUGGAGGUGGCAUUCCGCGAUUCUUGGUGGAAAGAGGCACCCCGGAGACGAUGCUGCAAGAUGUACAUAAAUUUUUCAACUGGGCAUGCAGUCAGGACCACAUCGCCGAUCCGGAUGAGGAUCUGGACAAGCAAGAAGAAGCCGCUCACGAAGGAGAGGAGACGCAAAAAGAGACCGAAGGCUCGAUACCUGUCCACGUACCGAACGGAGAUUCGCAGCAAGAUCGGUCUCAGCAAGCUCCCGCUCGAGCAGCAACCGAUCCAUUGAUGACAGGCCAGCAAUCACAAGGCGGUAUUUUGAACAACAUUACCAAAGCCAUAGAAGCUGGACUGGACACAUAUGCACCGGCUGUCGUAUCGAAUGUGGUGCAGCCAUAUCUGCAUCCCGGCCAAGAAGCCGAGCUGUCUGACGACUCUUCUGAUUCCUCUUCGAUCGACUCCUUCCUAUCUGCUGAAGAGAUGAGACGGCUGUCGACAGCUCCCGAACAACCAGAACAUCAAGUGAUGUCCACCGAUAACCUCAGCUUGGCCAGUGGCGAGGUCUCAGAAGCGUCGAAAGACCGAAAGCUGAAUGACCACGAGAAGGAGGUGCAGAAGAUCAUGAAAAAGCGUGAGAAGCUGAACGAGCAACUUGCGAAGAAGCGCAUGGCGGAGGAACAGAAGCUCAAGCAGUCGUUAGAGAAGGACGAGACUGAGGCCAGCAAGCAGAAGGAAGAAAUUGAAAAGCGUCUCAAGAAGACGGAGGAAAAGCAUCGAAAAGAAUUGGAGAAACUGGAGCAGAAGAAGGCCAAGGAGAUGAAGAAAGCUGAGGAGAAGCGACGGAAGAAGGAUGAUGCCACCAAGUUAUCGCUUGUAACGAGGGAGCGUGAUGAGUUCAGGAGUCAGAGCGAUCUGUACCGUAGGGAGAAUACACUGCUGAGGGAGCAGGUAGCCGACCUACAGUCACAGAACACCAUUCUGGCGCAGAGGCUCGGCAAAUUUGGUGGCCAGGAGGCAUUGAAAGGCAUUGAGGACGAAUUCGGUCAUAAGCGGACCCGGAGCAUGAAGAGCAUGGCGAGUGCUGGGAGUUCAGAGUCGGCGCAGACGCAGAAGGGCGCGCCAAAGACGAGCGAACCAGGGGCGUCGAUCAGUUAG
Messenger RNA from Zasmidium cellare ATCC 36951, 2136 nucleotides. RefSeq lists its product as uncharacterized. The record is from RefSeq and is a predicted model, not a curated record. Bases 1 to 2136 code for a protein of 711 amino acids. Lineage: Eukaryota; Fungi; Ascomycota; Dothideomycetes; Mycosphaerellales; Mycosphaerellaceae. The transcript has a single exon.